This is a messenger RNA of Dovyalis caffra, 1296 nucleotides long. The record is from the annotation of a GenBank genome assembly. Lineage: Eukaryota; Viridiplantae; Streptophyta; Magnoliopsida; Malpighiales; Salicaceae.
AUGUUGAGGUUGAGGAGCAAUUCAUUUGUUGGUGAGUUCCCUCAUGCUUCCCAAAAUAAAUCAUUGACACUUCGCGAGCUGGAUAUCUCAUGCAACCUUCUUGAGGGACCAUUGCCCUCAACCAUAAAUGUUUUUCUUCCAAACCUUUAUGCAUUCAAUGCGUCUUCAAACCAAUUCGCUGGCACCAUUCCCCCUUCAUUUGGAGAAAUGCAAAAGCUAGAACACUUGGACUUAUCCAACAAUCGCUUUUCGGGAGUCAUUCCAAAUGGUCUAACCAAAAACUCCCCAUUUUGGUACUUAAAUCUGUCAAACAAUAGCUUAGGGGGUGAGUUGCUUCCAAAAGAUUGCAAAAUGACGGAAUUGAAGUGGCUGCAGCUUCACCAUAAUCACUUUGUUGGGAAUAUGCCCGGUUGCUUGUCAAACAGCUUGUCUUUGUUCCUGCUGGAUGUCAGGCACAACAACCUAUCAGGAAUAAUUUCAGAUGAAAAGAUAGCUUUCGCUGAAUUAGGAGCACUUCUUUUAGGAGUGAAUAGAUUUGGAGGGUCCAUUCCACGGCAAUUGUGUCGAAAGCAAAAGUUGCACUUGUUAGAUCUGUCCAAUAAUAAUUUCUCAGGAUCCAUUCCUUCUUGCCUUAGUAAUAACUUAUCCUGGAGAGAGAAGUUUGAAGAAAACUCUUGGGUUCCCAUUGAUUUUACCACCAAGGGUAACUCAUAUUCUUACCGAGGCAUCCCACUUACUUUGAUGACGGGGAUUGAUCUUUCGGGUAACCAACUGACAGAUACCAUCCCAGUCCAACUUGGAGAACUGCUUGAACUUAUGUCUUUGAACUUGUCGCACAAUCUUUUGACUGGCCAUUUACCAGCUUCCUUCCAAAAUCUCACCAAUUUGGACAGCUUAGACCUCUCCCACAACAAGUUAACAGGGCAUAUACCUUCAGAGAUUGGACAGUUGAGUUCUCUUGGAACUUUUAGUGUUGCCUAUAAUGAUCUAUCAGGCAGGAUCCCAUUUGAACUCCAUCUUUCGACAUUCUCUUAUAGCAGCUACAUCGGCAAUCCUAAGCUCUGUGGAGAACCAUUAUCGAAGGAAUGCUCAGAUGAUUACACCCAUGACAAUGAAGAUGAUGAAAAAGAAGGUGGACUCAUCAACGAACCAUUGUUCUUCUAUUCAUUUAUCUUCAUUGCAUAUGCUUUUGGGUUUUGGAGUGUCAUUGCACCUCUUUGCCUCAGCAAAAACUGGAGAAGAAAGUAUUACGCUACAAUAGAUAGAUGGACGAGUUGCUGUUUUCAGAAGUGGUGA